This is a messenger RNA of Colletotrichum truncatum, 651 nucleotides long. RefSeq lists its product as uncharacterized. The record is from RefSeq and is a predicted model, not a curated record. NCBI's taxonomy places the organism in Eukaryota, Fungi, Ascomycota, Sordariomycetes, Glomerellales, Glomerellaceae.
AUGCUGAACACAGUGGAGGUGGUAAACCAGGACACCUACAGCGCUAUGUUGGCGUCCCAGGGCAUUCUAUCCAGUGUUCCCGAGAUUGACCACUCGCUUUUGGACUUCGAGGCCCCUUCUGAGGAGGAGAUCAAGGAACUAGACGCUCGCCAAGCCAGUUGUAGCUCGACUACGGCUGUCAUUAUUACCAGGACUGACAGAUUCUACGACUGGGACCUCCAGAUGAGUCCUGUCGUGAUCGCCGGUUCCAACAACUUCGACAUUAGUCUCACCUCGACCUACACGGUCACCGACACCAUCACUGUCAACGGUGGUAUUACCCCCACUGUCGUCACAGGCUACCUGACUGCCAACUUUGGCAUCUCUGGCUCCAGAUCAUGGGCUACUGCUCAGGCCAUCAUGGUUAAGGGAACCAUUACCGCCAAGCACACUGGUGUCAUGGUUAACAACCCUUUCAAGACCAGGAGAUAUGGCCGUGUCAUGCGUGGUUGCCUCGGUAGGCAAACUCAGAUCGGAACCUUCAUGAGCGAUGCCUACGAGGAGGGCAGCUACGGUGGUGUGAAGUGGAUUCGCGGAGCCAUCACCCCUUGCGAGAAGCCCGGUGUCCACCGCCCUCUUUCUCGCUGCCAAGGCUCCGGUAACUUCGUCUGA